Molecule: messenger RNA, 2404 nt
Organism: Loa loa (African eye worm)
Lineage: Eukaryota; Metazoa; Nematoda; Chromadorea; Rhabditida; Onchocercidae
Exons: 18
Coding region: 17-2404 (795 amino acids)
Biological process (GO): regulation of DNA-templated transcription
Cellular component (GO): nucleolus
Molecular function (GO): transcription corepressor activity; RNA binding; transcription factor binding
Source: RefSeq, a predicted model, not a curated record
UUUAGCCGCUGAUAAAAUGGUUAAUGUGUCGAAGGAGUUAUUGGACAAGUUUUAUGAUCUCGCCGAUUUCGACCAGCAUAGGCGUCACAAUGCUGUGAUUGCCAUUUUGGAUGAAUUUGAGCAAAAUGGUUCGUAUUUGAUGGAGAGAUUGGUAGCCGGCCUGGCUUCAUCACGAGCUGCUGCACGUCUCGGUUAUACAAAUGCGCUUACCAUUAUUCUUUCUUCAUUUGGGAAAGAUUAUCCAAUUGAAGUGUUGUUCAAAUUAGCUGACCAGAAGUUACCGUUAAAUAAAGCGGAAAAUCCUGGUUCACUAUUAGGUCAACAUUUAUUUCAUUUGGCUAUGGUGAACAGCGAUGCAUAUAAUGACGCACUAUUAGAAGUAGGAAGGCGAGAAAUGAGCUUGGUGGAAAAGCAAAGUGGUUUGGCUUAUUCGGCAACUAAUUUAUUAGCUCAGUGUGCGAAUAAAUUGCGAGAAAAGAGAUUUGCAAAGGAUUUUUGGCCCCUUGUGAAGAAAAAUGUUACGAAACCACUGGAUUCACUUGAUUCAGAAUGGUUCUAUUUUGCUCUGCAUGUUAUGGAGAAGCAUAGCGAUGCGUUGAAAACUGAGGUAUCCUUUUUGUCAGCCAGUGGAGAAUUAAAUAUUUCCGAUAAAGACUGUGAUGCGGUUAUAAACAUUCUAAAGAAAGCAAGUGGCUCUGGUGAGAACGAACUAAUUUCAAAAUUGUUGCUUCUCGCACGAGCAUCGAAGAAUUUCGAAACAGUUUACUGUAAAAUUGUCGAGAAAUGGUUGUAUCAUGGCGAUUUACACAGAGUUAUAUCUCGCGCACUACCGUUUAUUAAUACAAUGCUACAGCAAAUAGAUUUCGAAACCGAUGAGUUGAUGGCUAUAUUUUCUUCCGAAUUUGUGCGCUUGAUAAGAUCAAUACGAAGGAGCAAUGAAUUUCGUUUCUUGUUCUCCACGAUUGAAGCUAUCCUACUAGUUCUUAAAGAGUCGCUUGCUACAAAAGAAUGGACAUCAACUAACAUUUCUAAAUUACUUAACAAUUUUGAUCGCGUUGGAAAUGGAAAUUUUGAUGAAUUCAUCGGCGGAAAUGUUAAAAUCACGGAAAAGAUUCUACUGCAAUUGCGUGAUGAUCCCCACGAUAUAGUUAAUGUGGCCUUGAAGGAAGGUGGUUGGAGAUUGAGACGGAUAGCGAAUGUAUUUAUACAUUGGCCCACAAACGUCCAAGAAAAUGUCUUGAAACUGUUAUUCAAACACGGAAAAUGGACAGAGGAAACACGCAAUGCUUUUUGUUCUUCUCUUGCUUCCUUAUUCAUUGUGAGUGUAAGGGCAGGCAGAAAUGUGACUGCGAUUUAUAGAGAAGAGCACAAAAAGCUGUUACAAAAACUAAUCAAAAAACAGGAUACAAGAGUUAAAUUGCCUGUGGUUAACGGAACUUUGUCCGUCUUUAUGAAUAUGCUUACACUUUGGAUAGCUGCAGCAUCGGAUUCGAAUGAGCGUCAUUCAUAUUUAAAAGAUCUUGCUGAGACGGCAGAAAUUAGUGAAAAAAUGACAGGAAACGACGACAAUAGUAGUAUAGCGAUUUUGAAUGAUUUAUUACUUUCUUUAUUGAGUCGACCCCAUCGAUAUCAUCGCCCAGUCGUUCAUUACGUCUUUGCUUCGUUCGUUCCACGGAUGAAACUAGAAAAUCUUCUGCAGAUUCUUGAGACUAUCAACCUCAGCAAUGAAGAGUUAAUGCUAGAAAAAGACGCAAGCGAAAGCGAUGAUGAAAAUGACUAUGAGGAUUCUGAACAAACCAGUGAAGAGAAUGAAAUGAAUAAUAAUGGCGAUAUUAUGGACCGAGAUGAAGAAACGGAUGAUUCAGAAUUUGAAGAGGAAGACGAAGAGGAAAGUGAAGUUGAUGAGGAAUUUGUCAAUAAUCUCAAAACAGCACUCGGUUCUGUUGCUGCAUGUUCAGAUAAUGACAGUGAUAGGAACAGCUUAUCAUCAACAGUAAGUGACGAGACGAUGUUUCGCUUGGAUGAAAGCCUGGCAGCUGUAUUUCGUAAAAAGAUGAAAAAUUCGCGAACUCUAAGUGCAUUCUUAGUGGAGCAGUCUCAGCAGUUUCGUGCUAAAUGUUUUGACCUGUUAUUGAUAGCAGUAUCUCAUCAAGACGGAGCAUACAACACAGUAGAUCUUAUUUUGCCUUUAAUUGAAUGUGCUCAACAAGCUCUGCGUAAAAAAGAUGGAGAACUAACUUUCAAAAAAGCAACAAACUUACUGGAAAUUAUUUUAAAACACAAAAAGAAUGAGCUAAAUGAAAAGAAUGCUAUUAAACUAUUGGAUGAACUUGUCCUGAAAACAUCACAAACCGUAAAUCCUGUUAUGAGGAAUAUUCUUGGCAGCGUUGCAAGUUUUUGGUAA